AUGCCCCAGUCAGCGGGUAUCAUCAGUGGGAUCCAGAAGAUGGUUCUAUAUGAAACCAGAGCUCGAUAUUUUUUGGUGGGGAGCAAUCAGGCACAGACCAAGCACAGAGUUCUAAAGAUUGACCGCACAGAACCCAAGGAUCUGGUCAUAAUCGACGAUAAGCAUGUGUAUAACCAACAAGAGGUACGGGAUUUGCUGAGCCGGCUGGACUUGGGAAACCGCACUAAGAUUGGCCAGAAGGGCUCCUCGGGCCUGUCCAGGUCCGUUACUGCCAUUGGUAUUGUGGGCUUUGUACGGUUCCUUGAGGGGUACUACAUUGUGUUGAUCACCAAGCGCAGAAAGAUGGCUGACAUUGGCGGCCAUUCCAUCUACAAGAUUGAAGACACCAGCAUGAUUUAUAUCCCCAAUGACUCGGUCCGGGUCACUCACCCUGAUGAAGCGAGAUAUGUGCGGAUCUUUCAGAAUGUGGACCUAUCCAGCAACUUUUAUUUCAGCUACAGCUAUGACCUUAGCCACUCGCUGCAGUACAACCUGACUUUGCUACAGAGGCCAUAUGAACUGUGGUCAUCAGCUGCUUCCUCCACCGAGGAUGAGGUGCACACGAAGAGCAAGCAGGACAGCUUUGAUAUCUUUGAAGAUGAAGGUCUGCCUACGCAAGUGGUUUACGGCCUCCAGAACGAGCCGUACUACAAGUACGUGUGGAACGGGAAGCUGCUGGAACGAGUCAAGGACAUAGUGCAUCAUGACUGGCUCAUGUACAUAAUCCACGGCUUUUGUGGCCAGUCCAAGCUUCUGAUCUAUGGCCGCCCAGUUCACAUUACCCUCAUUGCCAGGCGGUCAAGCAAAUUUGCCGGGACCCGUUUCCUCAAAAGAGGAGCCAACUGUGAGGGGGACGUAGCAAAUGAGGUAGAGACGGAACAGAUAGUCCAUGAUGCCUCAGUCAUGUCCUUCACAGCUGGAAGUUACUCCUCGUAUGUCCAGGUGCGAGGUUCCGUCCCUUUGUACUGGUCCCAGGACAUUUCCACCAUGAUGCCAAAACCACCAAUACGAUUGGACCAAGCUGACCCAUACGCCCAUGUAGCUGCACUCCAUUUUGACCAGAUGCUUCAGCGAUUUGGUUCACCCAUUAUCAUCCUCAACCUGGUUAAGAAACGGGAAAAAAGGAAACACGAGAAGAUUCUGAGUGAAGAGCUGUACCCGGCUGUGAUCAACCUAAAUCAGUUCCUCCCUCCAGACCACUGCAUCGACUACAUUGCCUGGGACAUGGCCCGCUACACCAAGAGUAAGCUGUGCAACGUUUUGGACCGUCUGAGUAUGAUAGCAGAAAAUGUGGUAAAGAGAACUGGUUUCUUCGUUAAUCGCUCUGACUUCUACUCUCAUACCUUAAGGCCAGAUGACAGGUGGGGAGACGUGGGUGGACAUAUCACAGCCAGUGGACGGCUGCAGACAGGAGUGUUGCGGACAAACUGUGUGGACUGUUUGGAUCGGACCAACACAGCCCAGUUCAUGGUGGGGAAGUGUGCACUGGCCUAUCAACUGUAUGCACUAGGAAUGAUUGACAAGCCCAAGCUCCAGUUUGAUACAGACUGUGUGAGGUUGUUUGAGGAGCUGUAUGAAGACCAUGGAGACACUCUGUCACUGCAGUACGGUGGAUCCCAGUUGGUCCAUCGAGUUAAAACCUACCGGAAGAUCGCACCCUGGACGCAGCACUCCAAAGACAUCAUGCAGACACUGUCACGCUACUACAGCAAUGCUUUCUCAGAUGCUGACAGACAGGACGCCAUCAACUUGUUUCUUCAAGUCUUUCAGCCAUCUGAGUCCAAGCCGCACCUGUGGGAGCUGCCCACAGACUUCUACCUCCACCAGAGGAGCACCAUGUCCCUCCUCCAAGACAGACGCAGCUACACACUGUGGUGGUCAGAAGGAAUCCUGUCCUACCUUCCUGUGGCCUAUGAUGAAGUCCCUUGUGAGCAGACCAUGAAGAAGGUGGAAGUGAAGAGGGUGAACCGCUUCGACGAGAGUAUCGACACCUACACAGAAUUCUUCAAACCUUACGAACUCACCUCUUUUGAUGACACAUUCUGCAUUAUGAUGACAAACUCUGCAAGGGAAUUUAUGCCCAAGACAGUAGGAGUAGAUCCGAGCCCAUUCACAGUUCGCAAACCAGAGGAAACAGGGAAAUCAGUACUGGGCAAUAAGAGUAAUAAAGAAGAAACGCCACUCCAGAGGAAAACGGCAGCCAGCGCACCUCCUCCCCCAAGCGAGGAGGCCAUCUCCAGCUCAUCAGAGGACGACUCUGAGGAGGACCGCGACGAUGACGGAUCUGUGUCCCAGCGGUCCACACCAAUUAAGCUCCUAACAGAGUCUGGAGAGAGCAGUCGCACACAGGAGGAUAUCCAGCAACAGCAGCAGACUGUGAAGGAACCUUACGGACUCAGUUUGGCUCAAUUUCCUGAUGACAAGGACCUGCUCAUUUAUGAAAGGUUUGCACAUCUGGGCCAGAGCCAACACAGAGUGGAGAAAACUGAAAACAUAAAGCUGGCACACAUCAUUAGUUUAGAGCCUGUGUCCUGCCUCCCAGAGGACAGCGUCUACUCCAUGUUACCUCCGCAGGUCGACUCCGACAGCCGCGAUGUGUUCGAGAGCCAUGUGAUGACCGGCCGAGGUCAAGUGAGGCCACUUUGCAGAGAGGACAUGUUAAUGUACCGGGAGUACGUCAAGAACAGAUACAUGUGAGGUGCAGACGACACCAACUGGACUCUUGUUACUCAACACUGUGCUUCAUUCCACAAAAUCUUUUAACAAUAAUUGAACAAUAGAAUCUUUGGUACAUGUCAGGGGUUGAACUCAAGUUAAUGGUGUAUUUUAACAUGUUUACGCAUCACCCACAUGGUACUUUUCAUUUGCCAUUUCCUAUUUGUUCUGUUUUAGCAUUUUAAAGAAAAAUGCUUUUAGUCUUAAAUAUUUCAGAACUUGAAUGUUUGAAAUGAUUAAAAUAAUGCAAAGAUUG
Molecule: messenger RNA, 3010 nt
Organism: Sphaeramia orbicularis (orbiculate cardinalfish)
Lineage: Eukaryota; Metazoa; Chordata; Actinopteri; Kurtiformes; Apogonidae
Gene: fig4a
Product: FIG4 phosphoinositide 5-phosphatase a
Exons: 23
Coding region: 1-2736 (911 amino acids)
Biological process (GO): phosphatidylinositol dephosphorylation
Cellular component (GO): intracellular membrane-bounded organelle
Molecular function (GO): phosphatidylinositol-3,5-bisphosphate 5-phosphatase activity
Source: RefSeq, a predicted model, not a curated record